GUCCAAAGAUCAGCCACUGCCCAGUCCUCGAGGGGAGGGGGCAGCGAGCCGCUGACCAAGCUCAGGCCUCACGCAGACCACCAGAUUCAAGGGCAUGGCUCUCGACCGGGUCCCGAGGAGGGUAGGAGUGGUGGGCUACGGCCGCCUUGGACAGUCCCUUGUUUCUCACCUGCUGACUCAGGGACCAGAACUGGGCCUAGAACUUGUUUUUGUCUGGAACCGUGACCCAGGGCGAAUGGCAGGGAGUGUGCCCCUUUCCCUGCAGCUCCAGAACCUCGCUGCUCUUGGGGAGAGGCACCCUGACCUUGUGGUGGAAGUGGCCCAUCCAAAAAUAAUUCAGGAAUCUGGAGCACAAAUCCUGCGCUGUGCCAGUCUCCUGGUGGGAUCCCCCUCAGCCCUGGCUGACCAGGCCACAGAGCAGCAGCUCCUGGAGGCCUCGCACCGCUGGAACCACGCUGUGUUUGUGGCCCGGGGGGCCCUGUGGGGCACUGAAGACAUCACCAGAUUGGACGCAGCUGGGGGCCUCCAGAGUCUUCGCGUCACCAUGGCCACGCACCCCGACGGCUUCCGGCUAGAGGGACCGCUGGCUGCAGUACCCAGCACUGGGCGUCGCACUGUGCUCUAUGAAGGCCCCAUCCGCGGACUCUGCCCCUUUGCCCCCCGCAACUCCAACACCAUGGCAGCUGCCGCACUGGCUGCCCCCAGCCUGGGCUUUGAUGGCGUGGUUGGGGUGCUUGUGGCAGAUCUCAGCCUCACAGACAUGCACGUGGUGGACGUGGAGCUGAGUGGACCCCCAGGCCCCACAGGGCGAAGGUUUGCUGUGCACACCCACAGGGAGAAUCCUGCUGAGCCCGGCGCUGUCACGGGCUCUGCCACUGUUACCACCUUCUGGCGCAGCCUCCUGGGUGCGGCCCCUCCCCCCAAGCCCUGGGCCCCAUGCUCUGCGGAGCUUGGGUCUCGGGCUCUGUCUGGCUCUGCAGUUCUGUUUCUGUCUCAGUUGACUGAUCUUUAUUUCUGUGUCUCCUUCACCUUCUACUCCACGUUUCUGAAUCUUGAUAGAUCUCUGUCCAAGGCUCCUUUCCCUGAGUUUCUGUAUUCUCCUCUCGCUGGGAGCCUAUAACCUCUCUCACUGUCUCGGUCCCCCUCUGGGUCUCAGUCCUUCUCUGUCUUCGUCCACCCCCACCGUGGUCUGUCCCUCCCAUCAGGCGUCUGUCUCUCAUCUCUCGGACCCAGCGUUUCACUCCCUAUAUCUCCC
Messenger RNA from Lutra lutra (Eurasian river otter), 1255 nucleotides. It is a transcript of the gene ASPDH, whose product is annotated as aspartate dehydrogenase domain containing. Gene Ontology annotation, molecular function: L-aspartate dehydrogenase [NAD(P)+] activity; NADP binding. The coding region runs from base 95 to 1120 and encodes 341 amino acids. The transcript is spliced from 6 exons. The record is from RefSeq and is a predicted model, not a curated record. Lineage: Eukaryota; Metazoa; Chordata; Mammalia; Carnivora; Mustelidae. Gene Ontology annotation, biological process: NAD+ biosynthetic process.